Molecule: messenger RNA, 8550 nt
Organism: Nothobranchius furzeri (turquoise killifish)
Lineage: Eukaryota; Metazoa; Chordata; Actinopteri; Cyprinodontiformes; Nothobranchiidae
Gene: dyrk1b
Product: dual-specificity tyrosine-(Y)-phosphorylation regulated kinase 1B
Biological process (GO): peptidyl-serine phosphorylation; positive regulation of DNA-templated transcription; peptidyl-threonine phosphorylation
Cellular component (GO): nucleus
Molecular function (GO): ATP binding; protein serine/threonine kinase activity; transcription coactivator activity
Source: RefSeq, a predicted model, not a curated record
CAUGCCACCAAACUGAACCUUGUGUUUUAUUCCUUUUGCCGUUGUCGCUCCUUGAUUUUGCCUUUGGCUCUGUGGCACCACCAAGUGCUUAGAAGGAGAAGGUUAUCUCCAAGUAUGAAUUGCUCCUCCACUUCUUCCUGAAAGCACCCUGCAGUAGCUGCAUGGUUAUUCUGCUCCUCUAUCUUUCCUCUGCAUCAUGUUUACCUAGCAACAAGCAUCACUCGCAGCUGGCCAUUCUAUUGGUCAUUUGAAAACGCACUGGGGACCAAUGGCAGGGCUGUUGCCAUGGUGUAGUGUGGAGUUGCCGGGUGGAAUUUUGCUGCAAGGCGCUGGAGUCUCAGAGUCCGCUCUCUUCGUCAAACUGCCGGUGUAAUCUCUAUUGUCUGACCGUUCAUACAGCUGAAUGUGAUUUAGUGGAAGCCAAUCAGUAUUUUUGUGAAAAGAAGUAAAUGGAAUACAAAAGAUUGCUUUAUUCACCAUAAGAGGAUGUUUCUCAAGACAGGAAAUAACAUCAGCUGAGCAGAAAACCACAAAACGAUCCACAUAGUUCCAUGUUUUCUUGAAUUUUUCAUCAAAUAAAGCCAAAUAUGUUGCUGUAUUUUUUUUAUUUAACACAGUUUAACAAAUCAAGUUAAUUUUGUACUUUAAUAAGGAAACAACUACUUUGUUUUGUAACAAACAGAAAAUAACAAUCAAGCACUGCUAUAAAAUGAACAAUGCAGAGGUGAAACGUAUUCAUGAGAAAAUAGAUGAAGCUCCUGGUGAGUUACACAGAAAAGCAUCUGUAAUGAGAAGUGUUUCAUUUCCAGCAACAUUAUGCAAUAUAGGGAACUGCUAACGAAAGAUCUAACUUGAUUAUUUUUUAUUUUAUACACAAGCUGUCCAGCCUUUAAUCUGUGAACAUUUUCUAAUUCAAGUCUUUGGGUCAGGAAAACGUUUGGCUUUGUAGCAAUUUUCUUUCCUUUUUUGUGUUUUUAAGAAGCUUGUAGAGGGUUAACUGUCAUUACCCUAACCAUUCACUCCUUUUCUUGUUUAAAUUCAGUCUAAUUAAAAGACAUACAUGUACUGUAGAACAGGGUUGGUCACGCAUUUUCAGCUGGUGAGCUAUGUUCACAAUAGCCGUUCAGAGCCAUCUGAUUGUCUGUUUGUGGGUGUGUGUAGUUGGGGGUGAGGUGGGGGUGUGAUCACCUUGGUUACCAGCUUGUAAUGACUAUGCACUUUUGGUCAUUUUGUCAGCAUUUUUUUAGUCUUGUGCGCAUGGGAAAUAUUUAUGUACAUAGGGCUGGGCGAUAUCCCGAUAUUUUUAAAAUAUCAAUAUAAUUUCAAACGAGAACAAAGAUGACUGUUGCAUUUAUAUCUAUAUAAAUAUGCAACCAAAAUAUUUCUAUAUUUCUCUAUUUGCAUAUUUCUAAAGUUAGCAUACGCAGCUAACCACUAGCUUGCCCUAGCUGGCCGUAUUGCCCACACAAGCAUGGCAUUUGAAGGGUUAACAUGGUGCUUCUCGUACACUCACACCUUGACUGUGGUCUUCGUCACCACAUGAAAAAACAACACCAACGGAUUUUUGGUUUGUGUUUUUUGAACUACAAUCUUUCUCUUUUAUAUUCACCAACAGAGAAGUGACAUGUGCUAAUUGUCUUUUACUACCCAAAAAACUAAGGAAAACUGUAGUUGUUAUAUUGUAUCAAGGUCUUCCGACCAUGCAUCAUUAUGAUUGCACUGCCAUACGCUGACUUGACUUUGUUCUCUGUGUUUAGCCUAGGUUACAGAUCAUUUAAAUAAAAUAAAGGCGCCUUGCCUUUAAUCAAGAUGUGUCCUGGAUCUGCUGGUUUGAUGUAAAUAAAUACAUUAUUUUUAUGAGAAAUCAUCCAAUAAAGUUUGAAUUUACUUAUUUUUUCUUCUCUUACAUUCUGCUCUACAGUGAUGGAGUGAUUUAUAGAUACAAUGACUGCAGUGACCAUAACACCUAUAGUGUAUAAUGUUUCUGUAGCCCUGCUCUUUAGUCGAUGUAUGAUAUAUAUAUUUUUUAUAAAAGUAAACCGUUUUCAAACUUUUACCAAAAGCACACAUCAAUUGUUUUGAUGAUCUUAUUGCAAAAUCUGAACCAGCUGGGCUAUAAUUGUUGGUUAUGAAGCAUCUGGUCCGAUCAUAUAGAUUGUUGUUCUGCCUUGUUAUAAUAUAACCUGUUUAUUUACCUAUAUAUUUAUAUUUAUUUAUAUAACCUGUUUUUCUGAUUGCGAACUUUUAAAUGCAAAGCCAUGACUAAACUACAUGUAUUAAAUAGCAAUCAUUUAUAAUGUUCAUUAGCCUCCAUGGCUUUAAUAGGCCUUGAAUUUGAUAAAUACAGUUAGUCUUUUCUAGUUGACAUUAUAUGUUAAUCACUAAUUGGUUAAAGAUGAACAGCGGAUGCACGAUCAGAUGUAUUAGUGGGAGCAGGCUUUUGAUGGGGAGUUUUCCUUUAAGGAGCUGUCAGCUGGUUUAUGACACUGCUGAGCUGUUCCCAGGCAGCAUUGUGCCUGAUUUAGAUAGAAUGCUCGGGUAGCAACAGUAACAACUAGCUUCGGCUGGUUUGUGAGGACAAGUCAAAGAUCUCAGCUGUAGGGAGUCACUCAGGACCAUGUGCUUGAGGAGGCCUGCUGCCCCUGCCCCCCGCUCGUGCUGAAUUUCUACCCCCACCCUCUCUGUCUCCAUGUCCCUCUUUCCAUUUCUACCUGACAUCUUCAAACAAUUUCCGCGUCACUCCCAACUUGCUCUUUUUGACAGUGAGACAGAGUUGAGCGCCCCUCCCACAUGCCGGGUCAUCGCCCAAUCACAGUCAGGGACAGGACUUUCUUCAGCCAAUGGGAUCGCAGUUGCCUUGGCGUCGGGUAGCAACAGGGCCAUGGGAGGGAGCGUGGUGAUUGAAGGUAGAGGCUGCGUCUCACAGAACAUACCAGGCUGAACAGAGAGAAACUUUUGUGUCCAUUAAUUACAGUUAUGAUUUAACUGUGGUCAUUUUGAGUUAAAUGUUAAAAAACAGAGGUGUUUUUUGAGAUCCAGCAACUUGAUUAAAGGCAAAGAAAAUCAUUUUGUUUGAUUCUUGUCGGAAAGCUGAGAUUUAUUAGAUCUCCCGCAGAAAGUUGCGAGCUGUUCUGAUCUGACUGUUUGAAGAGUGUGGUUAUAUUGUCCAUGUAUGCCUGUAUAAUAAGUUCUAGUAUAUAUAUCCUGCUGUUACUAUAAAUGGACAAGACUGGAGAGGGUUGCUCGGAGAGUCUACUCUGGCCGGAGGGACUCCCGUCCUCCUGCUCAGUAUGUCGUUGCGUUUAAUGAGUGCAGUUCAGUCUUCUGGUUGUAACCCGUCUGACAUUUCUGGUCAAAUUAAUUCUGCGUUUAUUGUGAUUUUGUUUUCAUCACAUAAGUCUGUCCCUGUCGUUGCUAUGUGAACGCUAGGUGUUUCUGCUUCACAGUCCAGCUCCGACCACCCCCGCCGCUGGCAGUGGUACGGUCCGGUCUGAGGGCGGGAGCGGGGGGGGGGGGGGGACCGAGCUCCGGAGAAGCACAGAUUCCGUCUACGGAGGAGCAGGGAAUGGGAAACGGGCGAGAAAAAUGACUCAAAACCGCCCUUGUGAGAGUUUCCACCUCGAAGGGAUAAAAUGAUCGCCUCAAAUUGAGAGUCGAGGACGGGAGCACAAAGUCUUGUGAGAAAGCCGGCGGAAGCGCACCGAGGAGAAGGCCCCUCAGGAGGCGGCGGACAGAAAGCUCAGGAACUCCGGAUUUGGCUUCGUUUGUUUACUUUGAUGCAUCUUUCAGACUUGUUUGUGAAUGUACUAGCGUGUGAUUACCUCAAAGUCUGACUCUGUGGUGGAUUGUGAUAUGUUCUGGUGAACGGAAGGCGGUACCGGUUUGCUUUGGUCGGUGUCUUUUUUCUCCUGUGUGCGUUUCUUCGGAACGAGGAAGCCUUUGGAUUUGGAUCUAAACCUUUCUGGCAUCUGUCCUGAUGAUCGGAGUAUCCUGAGUGUCACAGAGUUCAGUUCGUGACUGUGGAGCGCAGUCUGGAACUUACUGACGCGUUUCUGCGGCUGCAACAAGUAGCCCCGGAUUGGUUUGUUUACAUCUGUUUUCUCGCCCGCUGGACACGCAGACCGCUGUGGAGACAACAGAUUAUUGUCUGGGACCUGGCGCAGACCGAUCCCCUGUUUAAGUCUGUGUUACCAGAUCCACUCGGACACCCAGAAUCUUGUCGGAUCAAGCUCGGUGAAGCUGUUUGUGUCACCGGAUUCACAACUCCGCAUUGCCCCCACCACCCCCACCCCAGCCCUCUCACUCUCCAGCGGACAAGUCCCACCCGAAAGACAGCUAUUUGACAUAUUUUUAGUUUAAGGGAUGGGGUAAAAGGAGACGAGAGGAAAUUUGCCCACCUUUUACCUUUUUUUUUCUCCUCCUAUCCUCAUUGCCCCCCACCACCACCUCACAGGGCAGGCAAGGGUGGCAGAGACCUGACUAAACAGGUUCAUGUGCCAGACUAGAGGUGUAGCCGAGUGUGAGAAGUUUAAAAACACAAUAGGUUACAUAUUCAGAUUUAUGUGGAACUCAAUGACCAUGUAGCCUGAUCCACUGUGUAGGACUGAACUGGACCCACAAGGCCUGCUCUAGAUAAAAAGAUGGGUACAAAUUUAGCCAUGCAUUUUUGUUUAUACCUGCCAUGGACUAGGUGAACAUAUCAAAAAUAACUGGAGUUUAUGCUUUGAUCACAUUUGUUUCAACUCCUAAUCACACAAGAAUUGAAGAUAAUUCUUUUCACUGCCUGAAAGAAAAGUCACCAGCGGUCUGAAGCCUGCAGCCCACAAGCAGGAUGCAUGAAACUGCCAAAUCCUUCGCAACAAAAGGCUAACCCUUAAAAGCCAAAUAUCUCUUUCCUUCCUGUCCCCUUAUCCACACAAAACAGGAAAAAAAAAUAUAUAUAUAUAUAUAUAUAUAUAUAUAUAUAUGUUGUGAGAAAUCUAUAUAUAGAGAGUAGCUCCACAUGAGACAGAUUUCAUCCUUUAUAUUUUUACUUCAGAAAGACAAGCUGCCUGUAAACCUGUUGGUUGCCUUAGAAGUAUGUCAAACAGAGUGAAAAACUAGCAAAUGAAGAAGGUGCCUUCUGAUUGGUCGGUCAGUUUCCCACCAUUUUAAGCUUCAUGUAUUUAGUUGGAUGUAUUGUGUUGAAGUGAACUUUGAAAGUGAAAAAACCCUUUAGUUGCCUGACUACCGCAACCUAUCAGUGCUCAGUGUUUCCCAGCUGGACUGAACUUAUACCCAAAUUUUUCAUGGUUGUCACGUCGUCAUCUGUGGAGGACAAGACUGUACCUUCCUGCAGGAUGGUCCAAUCAGAUCCGUGGAUAUCUUCAGCUCUGCUUCGUAAGAACAAGAGCGUCAGCAGCUCAGGAUGUCCGCCCACCUCCUCCUCCUCCUCCUCCUCCACCUCCUCCUCCUCCUCCUCCUCCACUGCCCAGGGCUUCUCCCUCGCUGAGCCAGCCAUGACAAGCCAGCACACACACACACACCCCUCCUUCAGCUCCAUCCACUCCAUGGCUGAGCAGCAGCAGGUGCUGUCUGAUAUGACGAUACUCCAGCGGAGGAUCCCCCCCAGUUUCAGAGACCCUGGCAGCGCUCCGUUGAGGAAACUUUCUGUUGACCUCAUCAAAACUUACAAGCACAUCAAUGAGGUGUACUAUACCAAGAAAAAGAGGCGAGCCCAGCAGGUCCCUCCUGAGGACAGCAGCACGAAGAAGGAGAAAAAAGUUUACAAUGAUGGCUAUGAUGACGACAACUACGAUUACAUUGUAAAAAAUGGAGAAAAGUGGCUGGACCGCUAUGAGAUAGACUCACUGAUAGGGAAGGGCUCCUUUGGACAGGUGGUGAAGGCCUACGACCACCACGAGCAGGAGUGGGUCGCCAUCAAAAUCAUUAAGAAUAAAAAGGCAUUUCUGAACCAGGCACAGAUUGAACUGCGUCUGCUGGAGCUGAUGAACAAGCAUGACACUGAGAUGAAAUAUUACAUAGUCCACUUGAAGCGUCACUUUAUGUUUAGGAACCAUCUGUGUUUGGUGUUUGAGCUGCUUAGCUACAACCUAUACGAUCUGCUAAGGAACACCAACUUCAGAGGAGUUUCCCUCAACCUCACAAGGAAAUUUGCACAGCAGCUCUGUACAGCAUUAUUAUUCCUGGCCACUCCGGAACUGUCAAUCAUCCACUGCGACCUGAAACCAGAGAACAUCCUGCUGUGUAACCCUAAAAGAUCUGCCAUCAAAAUUGUGGACUUUGGAUCUUCUUGCCAGCUAGGACAGAGGAUCUAUCAGUACAUCCAGAGCAGAUUCUACCGCUCUCCAGAAGUUCUCCUGGGAAUGCCGUAUGACCUGGCUAUCGACAUGUGGUCUCUGGGAUGCAUCCUGGUGGAGAUGCACACGGGGGAGCCUCUCUUCAGUGGCUCCAAUGAGGUUGACCAGAUGAAUAAGAUUGUGGAGGUUCUGGGGGUUCCACCCAGCCACAUGCUAGAUGCAGCUCCUAAAGCUAGAAAAUACUUUGAUAAGCUAUCAGAUGGCUUGUGGACCGUGAAGAAGAAUAAGGAUGUGAAGAAGGAGUAUAAGCCCCCAGCCACACGGCGUCUUCAUGAGAUUUUGGGCGUGGAGACAGGGGGCCCAGGGGGCAGGAGGGCUGGAGAGCCAGGACACGCCCCCUGUGACUACUUGAAGUUUAAAGACCUGAUCCUUCGCAUGUUGGACUAUGACCCUAAAAGCCGAAUCACACCAUUCUACGCCCUGCAGCACAAUUUCUUCAAGAAAACAACAGAUGAAGGAACAAACACCAGUUCAUCUACAUCCACUUCUCCUGCCAUGGACCACUCGCAUUCAACCUCCACAACUAGCUCCGUUUCUAGCUCUGGUGGCUCCAGUGGUUCUUCCAACGAUAACCGCAACUACCGUUACAGCAACCGCUACUACAACUCUGCUGUAACCCAUUCAGACUACGAGAUGACAAGUCCUCAGGCUCCCUCCCAGCAGCAGAUGAGGAUGUGGCCAGGCAGUGAUGGUGGAGGUGGGGGUCAGGACCCAGCAUACACCCAGUUGCUGCUCCACAAACCAGCUGCCACCCAGCAACACCAGCGCCACUUUUUGGACCCACCUCAUCACCCCCACCCGACCUACUCUCUUCAUGGGAAUGGUGGGCGUGGACUGAGGCAGGGCGGACAGACAGGCAUGGGUGGAGGCGGGGGUCAGCAGGGGUCCUCACCCCAAAUGAGUGACAGCAUGGAUGUGGGUGUAUCCCUCGGGCUGCACCACCUGGGGGCAGUGUCUUCCAUGGAGGCCUCUCAGUUUGGCUCUGCAUCUCUGCCCCUCGCUCUGCCAAUCGGACUGUCUGCCUUCCGGACUCGGACGGCCCCCACCGCCCCAGGGCCACAAGCCCCACCCCCCGAGGACUACUAUCCUGCCUCCAACAACAAUAAUCCCGCUCCCGGGGGCAGAGGGAGGCCAGAUUCAGACGAAGGGCCGGCCAACUCUUGAUAAAACCUGAACCACGCCCUAAAGCCAUACAGUUUUAACUACAACUACUACGAUUACUCACAGCCAGAGUUCAGAGACAUGCCGGUGGAUUUAGUGCUGGGGGAGAUGGUUUCUCCUGCAUGAGAGAAGGAAGGAGGAGGAGGAGGAGGCUGGAAACAUGUUCCUUUUAUCCUGUUUUAGUUUGAUGUCAUUGUUGCGACUGUAAUUGGAAAAGAAUGAAUAACAAGUGUGUUUUUAUUGAUAUUGUUGAAUAAUAUUAUUUGAAUUUUCUUGGGUUUGAAGAGUUGGGUGUUCUUUUGUUGUUUGUGUGGAGAGGAGGAAGAGGACGAAGAGGUAGCAGUGAGGGCCGUGAUGACUCCAUACUCUGACUGUAAUGCAUCGCCUCAGAAAUCUACACACACGCAUGCACACACGUGCACAUGCACACACAAGGUGUGUGCAUGUGCAUGUGUGUGUUGCAUCAGGACAGAAGCUUGUGUGUUUGCUGACCAUGUGUGGCUCUUUGUGGAUGAAGAAGGUGACAGGACACUUAUGCUGGCUCUCCUCCUGAUCCUCACCCCACCCCCUGUACUCCUCUUCUUGUUCUCCUUCUUCUCCUGUAGUGUUCCUCCUCCAGACAGCUCCUCCUCUCUGUGCUGCUAAUCACCAUGACAACUGGUCCGGAUUGCUGCUAAAAAAUCCAACACAGAUCAAUAAAAAAAAUAAAACAAAUAGAAACAAAUGAAAAACUUUUUAAUCCUUGUGCUUAAGAAAAGGAUAAAGUAAGAACCACUGCAUCUCAAUGUAUUUAUUACUAUUUAACAAGAAAAACAAACUGAAAAUAACGUUUUUUUCUGCUCUUCUUUGUUUGGUUGCCUUCUUUCUGCAGGUGAGCUCUGAUUGGCUGUUGUAACAGAGACAGUAACUGGUGACAUGGGAAUGCCGCUGGUUGUGGGGGUCGGGUCGAGGGGAAGGGUUGGGGCAAAAAUAAUGUUGGAUAUAUAAUAAGAAUAAAGAGUAUACUUUUGCACACCAAAGUCAAACAACA